Aspergillus welwitschiae is the source of this 1056-nucleotide messenger RNA. RefSeq lists its product as uncharacterized. The coding region runs from base 219 to 476 and encodes 85 amino acids. The record is from RefSeq and is a predicted model, not a curated record. NCBI's taxonomy places the organism in Eukaryota, Fungi, Ascomycota, Eurotiomycetes, Eurotiales, Aspergillaceae. The transcript is spliced from 4 exons.
CGUGUGGCCAGCAGGAUUGUGGCUAAUCUUGGGUGAUGUGCUGUGGGACUUUGAAUCACAUCCCUCGACGUGCUGGGGACGGAACUACUGAGAAGGACCGAAAUAAACAGGAGACAUACUACAAUCUUGCCUUGAAAAUGUGGAAAUAAGAUGGCGCACGCAGGUGCUAUCCUUAGACCUUGAAGAUAAACCGAAAAAAAGCCAUCAUUGCAAGUGCUAUGGAUAGUGGCGCUACAUGGAUUAUGAAUGCGAAAACCAUCACCGUCUACACGACCUUAUUAUUUUUCUUUGGGAAGGCCGAAUACUUCAGAUGGCCGCAAUAUGGUGUACCUUCAUCGGCGAUUUAUUUGACACUGACAGGAGCUAACGAUCUGAACGGUCGGUCACAGUCGGAGCUGGUGAGACAACAAUUCUAUGCACAUCCAGCUAAGACAUACAUGGCUGGACUAGUAUACGGAGUAUGGAGUCCAAAAUAGCCCUUCCACAGAUGGGCACGGCCUGUGCAUGCAAUGUGAUGAGAUCAACUAGAAGCUGCGCUGUGACUGGCGUCCUUCGGGACUAGUGGGAGGUCCCGGGGCUUAGACAUUGCGGGGGUGGUUGAGGAGCUCGGACGGUGAUGAGAUUUUGCCUCUUCCCUGGAUGUGAUAAGAAAGACAUCGGGAGAGGCAGGCAUUCGGCCCAUAACGGCGGACGGAGACUGACUGAAAUUCAUCAUCCAACAAGAUGCCUCGUGCACGGUAGGAUUCAGUCUGUGUCACGCUCGGGACAAUGGCAUUAUGGUCAUCUAAUAUUUAGACGAAUACUCUUCAGCUAGAGCCAGAGUGCAACUGUACAUACACUUGGGCCUUUACGUUCCUUCCGAUGAUGCCAACGAGAGUAACAAGAAGCUCUAGACUUCGCGACAGGGAACUACUAUUUCCAGUUAGCCGGACGGGGAUGCCGUGCAACGCAACAAGCGGUCACGGGUAGAUCACAUGAUAGCGGAACUACUUGACUCUGGCUAUCGCGGCAAAACAUCGGCCCGUGAUCUGAUUUUCCGCCUUCUCCAAAAUCUUC